Drechmeria coniospora is the source of this 696-nucleotide messenger RNA. RefSeq lists its product as uncharacterized. The transcript is spliced from 2 exons. The coding region runs from base 1 to 696 and encodes 231 amino acids. The record is from RefSeq and is a predicted model, not a curated record. Lineage: Eukaryota; Fungi; Ascomycota; Sordariomycetes; Hypocreales; Ophiocordycipitaceae.
AUGAAGCCCUCCUGGCCUCCCCCUGGCCUCACCUCCCCAGUCCCGUUCCCCUUCGUUUCACGAGUGUCCUUUCCACCUCUCGAUUUGAACUUCUUGAAGCUAAUGAUGCUGCUCAUUCCCUUCUUCAUCCUCAUCACCAUCGCUCUCGCUGCUUUCCCCAGCGGUGAUGCGAGUGUCCUUACUCCAGCCGUAGUGCCCAUGGAGUGGCAGGUGCAGGCCUUUGUCGACGGUCCAACCUUGACGCUCAACGGCACCGUGCAAGACGUUGAGCGGCAGCUCAUAGCAAUCAAUCCAAACUACAAAACUGCCGAUUUCCACAACCGCACAGCCGCCGGACGCGACGUGGAGAGGCGCCUCGACUUUUCCGGCGCCGAUAUCAUCUGCUCCAAGAAACUGUUCGGCUCCGUCAAGUCGAAAGGCUUCAAUGAUGCCUAUGCUCGCUUCAACAACAUGCAAGGGCGACCAAACCUGCCACCGGGCCCGAAAGUCUGCAGCCGCAUCAGCUGCUCCUGGGACACGGCGUUGUGGCUCUGCAACGAUAUGCCUGGGCGGAUGCUUCUAGAUACCUGGAACACCGUUUUCAAAGCCCUCAACGAGAUCUGGAGGCGAUGCAGCAACAAUUCUAACAAGGGAGUUGGAGGCCAAAUCUUCCACCGCACCAACUGGAAUAUGAUCAUGACGUCGGAUCGAUGUUAA